AUGGGGCGCAGGCAGCAAGCUGAAAGGGCUUACAUGCAGAAGGAUCUGAAGAUCAGUCGACACAUCAACUGCAGCAGUUCGCCUAGUAAACUGUUCCCCCACAUAAGUCGCGACAUCUUGACUCUUGACCUCAGUGACAUCGAUGACGUCACAUUGUACGCCAAGUUUCAGACCAUAUGCGAUUUUAUAGAACUCAACUACGGACGUGCAAAAGGCGUCCUCAUAUACUCCGACCAUGGAGUGAUUAGGAGUGCAGUUGUUGUUAUGGCCUACAUCAUAUACUGCUACUUAUCAUCCUAUAAUGAUGCUUACAGGUUUAUAAAGGGCUGCUGUCCGAAGGUUUGCCUGGAGAACAAGUUCAAACCGCAGCUGCUGAAGUGGGUUGAGGAUGUCAAGACCAAUCCAUUUGCCAUUCGGAGGUACCAAAAAUCUACCGAACCCAAUUUACUAAAACUGCCAAUAAUUGACCAAUCGAAAGUGCCCCAGUCGUCCUUUAUGUACACCCAUGAACAUCACCCGGAGGCCAGUUUACACAGCUACAGACACUCACGCGCCAGAAAGAGCACCGACGCCACCUACAAAAACCUCAAAGCCAGUGAGAGGUUGAUUUGGGAUAUCAAGUACUCCGUGAGUAAUUUGGGAUCAAAGGAGAAUGCCUACUGUCCGUCUGUUACAUCGUCCGCUUGCAGUUUAGUGAAAGUUGGGAGGAUUGAUAGAGAGAAGGACAACAUGGAGGUGGAUCCGGGAAUUAAAUUUAAAUUCCUGGAACGAAAGAAGAAAAUAGAACGACAGAAGCAAAAGUUGAAAGAAAAAAAAAGAAAACUGAAAGCAGAGAGAAGACAGUUGAUGGAAGAAGCCACGAAAAUGAAAGAGAUUGAAAAGGAACAGUCAAUUAGCGAGUCUAGGGAGAGAAUGGCCAGCGUGACUGAGUCACAGAGUCCCAUCGAAGCCGUGUACAGCCCUUUACCCCCCACCAAAGAGGACGGGCUGCUGGAUCUGUUGGCGGAACACGAAAAAGGGGCGGAAAAGGAAGAAAAGGCAGAAGAAGAAGAAGGGGGAGAUGAAGAUGAAGAAGAAGAAGAAGAGAAAUAAUGAUGAAAAAUCACUUCCUAUUCUUCUACAAUGACGACGAAGUGGUUCUUGACGAGGACAAAAUAAUCGAAGAAUUUAGCGACGAAAGCGACGACGACGAUGAUGACGUCAAUGUUGAUUUACUAGACCUUUCAUCUGAAGAUGAAGACGGCGAUGAAGAAGCCAUCGAAGAUGAAAAACCCGACAAAAUUAUUCACCAAAAACCGGCUUCCAUAUCGUCAGAGGUUGACAAAUUGAAAGAUUCGUACGAACAGUUGAGAAAAGAGGGAGCUGACGCUUUAAGAAAUGAUGGCGAAAAUAAUGACGUAGAUGAUAGUAAGUAUGAUGAAGAAGAAUUCGAAGAAGAGGAGGAACACGACGACGGCGACGUUGAUGGUGCCGGCGAUGACGAAGGGGUGAGAGAAAUUAGAGAUCUAGUUUCAGCCGAUGUUAAAAAAGACGAUACAUUCAUUGAGGAUUUAAUUUCUAAGACGGUUGAUCUUUUCAAAAAUGGCACAGAAGUGACGGUGGUGAGCCAAGAUGCAUCGAGAAAUGUUUCGAAAUACGGUGACGAAGACGACGAGGAGGAAGAGGAGGAGGAAGAUGAGAAGGAGGAAGAAGAAGAAAGUGAUGACAUACAUACUCAGGAUGAUUUAAAUUUGGGGAAAAUGAACGACGGCUUGGAGGGCCGUCAAGCGCUUGCAUUAGAAGAAUUUGCUUUAGAAGAAAUUAUUCUUGGUCAUGAACUCGAUCAAAACAAGUCAGAAAACUGAAAUUUCGGUCGAUAAACUGACGAUCCAAAAUGCAUGAAAUGAAUGUUACGCAUGUUCUAUUUUUUUAAAUGUUUUGGAACGUUUCAUCUUUUUUUCUGUUUUAGCUUUAGUGAUUUUCUAUUAUAACAUUAAUGUAAAACUCAUUUUAACUAUGUU
Molecule: messenger RNA, 2000 nt
Organism: Helobdella robusta
Lineage: Eukaryota; Metazoa; Annelida; Clitellata; Rhynchobdellida; Glossiphoniidae
Exons: 7
Coding region: 1-1092 (363 amino acids)
Biological process (GO): positive regulation of intrinsic apoptotic signaling pathway; negative regulation of cytoplasmic stress granule assembly; protein dephosphorylation
Cellular component (GO): mitochondrion
Molecular function (GO): protein phosphatase inhibitor activity; protein phosphatase binding; pseudophosphatase activity
Source: RefSeq, a predicted model, not a curated record